Molecule: messenger RNA, 2271 nt
Organism: Symbiodinium sp. CCMP2592
Lineage: Eukaryota; Dinophyceae; Suessiales; Symbiodiniaceae
Source: the annotation of a GenBank genome assembly
AUGGCCAGGGAGGAUCUGCCUCGGUUCCACCACCUUCGUCAAUGGACACCAUGUCUGCAAAGGAUGCUGCCAGCUGGGACCCGCCUUUCCUCUCAAGACCGUAUGCAGCAGUGGAGACCACUUUAUGAGGAAUGGCUGCAGGACGGAUGGGACCUUGCUGGUCAGGAAUCUGCUGGCACGGAUCCAGCGACGGGCUUCUUGGACUACAUCGGGGCCACUGCGGAGGUUCUCCACCUGGUUGAUGGACUACCACGACAAGAAGAUCACGACUCACCCAUGAACGAAGAGAUCGCAGGGAUAGGGUUUGAUGCUUGGGCAGUCACAGCUGAAGAAAAACUCUUCGCCUUGUUCAGCCGGCCCCUCCAACCCGGCGAGCUCACACACAACCUCAAUGACACCGAGAGUGGCAACAUGGAUGACGGGAUGAGGGACCUCACAGCGACCUCCAGCUCGGACGUCGUCAGCCUGGUGAGCCGAAAGAUUAACAAACGAUGGCUAAAGAGCCCGAGCCGUCGCAGAAGACCGAGACCGUCAGCCCCAAGCUCGAUCAGGGUCACGACCGAGACAUGCAACCUCUCGGCCUGGACCGGACCUCGACGAAGGAGAUCCACCGCAACAGGCACAGGUGGCCCCACCACUGGGGCAACUGGUUCUGGUCGGCCCGCUCCAAAGAAGCGGCCUGGACAGCCUCCGACUUCCCCCGAGGUUGGUGCGACUGCCACCGCCUCUGCUUCCGGGAGACCUCCAACGAGCAACCAUGCUGAGGCCACGGGACCGUCGCCGCCGGCGCCUUUGACGAUGCAAGAGGCCGUGACCAACUGGUUGAUUUGGCUGAAUGUGAUGGACCUGGAUGAAACACCGGCAAGGCUCCUGCCGCGGGACAUUGAGCACCGCAUCCUCGACAACUUCAUGGACCUCUCCCCGAGUGACCAGCUAACUACGGCAUUAGCCCUGACCAGUAUGAUCCAACAACUCAUGGCCAGCAUUGGGAGUAUCCUUCAGGACGCGAUUCGCCUUGCCUCCAGAAGCCGUAACAGAGCGACGGAAACUAUUGAAGUGGAAGUCGAACCGGAGGAAGAGGAUGAUGAGGCGGGGAUGAUGCAAACAGGCAUGUCAUCAUCGUGGUAUGGAGUUCUUCGCGAACUCCGGCAAGCCUUUGGUGCUAUGUCGAAAGGGGCCCUGCGGGCGAACAUACGGUGGCUGCAGCGGCGUGUGCACCACAGAUGCACCAACCACGCCGCGGGUUACUUGCUUGGGCAUGCCACUGGUCGGGCUGGCGAACUGGUGGCGAUGCUCAGUGCAGCGAUGGCCGACACGGCUGAAUUUGAGGGACAGGAUGAUGAUGCGGUCUGCUGCACUACGUGGCCCUGCAAUGGUGGGCAAAACUGGAACCGCACCUGCCAAUCUCCAGCGGACAUCACUGAUGAUGAAGGGCCGACCCUCAUGGUCAAUGACGGGAUUAUCCGAGGCCCGCCGGUGCCUGAGCCGGUCAAUGGCCCUCCUCGCCAUGACCACAGCCCCGCGGAUACUGAACUUGGCCAGGCUGCGGAGGCAGCCGAAGCUGAGGCGGACCGCCUGCAACGAGAACGAGAACAAGCCGCACACGAACAAAGGGAGGCUGAGUUUAACCGGGAGAUGGAAAGAAUCUACGAAGAGCACAGGGCCAGCACCUACAGGGAGUGGGAGGAAUGGGUCAUGGCUGCUGAACUCUCGAGGCCAGCGAAACGGUCCCGAGGCGUGCUGCAGGUGGUGACCAAAACGGGCAACGAAGGUGAGCCUGGAACUUCGAGCUCCAUACAUGUGCCUCUGGACGAGACGGGGACAGGGACACUGGUGCUCAGCCUGGCACUUGUGGAACAGUCACCGGCCACACCAUCUACACUUCCCGUACCGGGGCCAGACCUGUCGACGAUAUCGGCUGUGGACCCAGGUGAUGCAGGAGUCCCGGGUGAACCUUCUGUUCCGCCUGGACAGCCCACGCUCAUGUCAGAGGUUGCUGCCACGGAGUUCGAUGACACCCACACCGUGUUGGCCAGUGGAGGGGGCCAAUUGGACCCUCCGUUGGCUGCCCUGGACUUGAUCUACACCAGGUGGGAGCAAGGUCUGAUUAGCUCUGAGGAGGUGGCAGCACAAUAUGGGCAUGAAUUCCUCCACACUCUUCAAGUACAACGUCUCGCGUACUUUGAUGGAGCUGUGUUCCACCAGCUACACGGGACCAAUGCGGAGGAGGAGGGUGCCCACUCGGCGCCGUCUUCAGAUAAUGGUGACUGA